Helicoverpa armigera (cotton bollworm) is the source of this 2303-nucleotide messenger RNA. It is a transcript of the gene AnnIX, whose product is annotated as annexin B9. Lineage: Eukaryota; Metazoa; Arthropoda; Insecta; Lepidoptera; Noctuidae. The transcript is spliced from 8 exons. The coding region runs from base 133 to 1104 and encodes 323 amino acids. Gene Ontology annotation, molecular function: calcium ion binding; calcium-dependent phospholipid binding. The record is from RefSeq and is a predicted model, not a curated record. Gene Ontology annotation, cellular component: cytoplasm.
ACGGAGCGAGAGGCGAGAGGGCGAACAAAAACAGCUUCGACCGACCUCACCGAGUUUCAUUCGAGUCGAGCGUAUUUCGGAAUUCGGUCUGUAGUGAUUUGGGUGUGUCGCUGAACAAAGAAACUAAUCAACAUGAGUGGACAACAGUACUACCCUUACAAGUGCACCCCCACGGUGUACCCAGCGGAGCCCUUCGAGCCUGCUGCGGACGCCGAGACUCUUCGCAAGGCGAUGAAAGGAAUCGGCACCGAUGAGAAAGCCAUCAUCGAUGUCCUUUGCAGACGUGGUAUCGUCCAGCGUUUGGAAAUCGCUGAGACUUUCAAGACCAACUAUGGCAAGGACUUAAUCUCCGAGCUGAAGAGCGAGCUGAGCGGAAACUUGGAGAACGUGAUCGUGGCGCUCAUGACUCCCCUCCCCCACUUCUACGCCAAGGAACUGCAUGACGCCGUCGCGGGGCUUGGUACUGAUGAGGAAGCCAUCAUUGAGAUCCUCUGCACACUCUCCAACUACGGCAUCCGUACCAUCUCUGCUUUCUACGAGCAAUUGUACAACAAGAGCUUGGAGUCUGACCUCAAGGGCGACACAUCUGGCCACUUCAAGAGGCUGUGCGUGUCACUCUGCAUGGCCAACCGUGAUGAGAACCAGGGCAUCGAUGAGGGAGCGGCGAAGGCUGAUGCUGAGGCUCUCGCGUCUGCCGGCGAGGGACAGUGGGGCACUGACGAGUCUGUCUUCAACUCCAUCCUUAUCACACGCUCUUACCAGCAACUUAGACAGAUCUUCGCUGAAUACGAGCAGAUGACCGGCAAGGACAUCGAGGAGACCAUCAAGAAAGAAUUCUCUGGAAGCAUCGAGAAAGGCAUGCUUGCUAUCGUCAAGUGCGUUAAGAGCAAGGUAGGCUUCUUUGCCGAACGCCUGUACUACUCCAUGAAGGGACUGGGAACCAACGACAAGACCCUCAUCAGAAUCAUCGUCAGCCGUUCAGAAAUCGACCUCGGUGACAUCAAGCAAGCUUUCCUUGACAAAUACGGAAAGUCCUUGGAGAGCUGGAUUGCCGAUGACACUUCCGGAGAUUACAAGAAGGCUCUGUUGACUCUUGUUGAAUAGAUUGAGAAUGUGGCCUCUCAAGGUGUCUCCAGACUGCGAUUACCACCUAGUUCUGUAUAAGUUUGUCUGUGUCAAUUUUGUUAGGUUACUAAGUGAUCUGUUAGGGUUACGGUACACUGAGGACUUUACCGACCGGCACUCUCAACAACACUUAAGGUCACAUUGCCAUCUCCACUAACGGCCAGUUUCGUCUUCAGUGUGCCACGUCUUUAGGUUAUCCGCGACGGGUAUACACUUAAAAAGAUCUGUAUAUUUUGCUUCCUAUUAGCCUUACUCACUGUCAUGUAAUUCUUUGCACUGUAGCUAACCGCUUCGUGUCGUGUUAUGCAUGAGGGUAGCGGAACACGUCCGCCUGUGCGUGUCCCUUUGACCUAGUUUUACAAGUAGAUGUUACAAUUUUUCAGGAGGACUUAGGAGGUCCGCUCGGUGAACUCCUGUCGACAAUGUGUUACUAAAGCCUCACCAAUGCUUACAUAUAACACUCAGUAUUACGAGCGCCAUAUGUGUGACAAUGCUGCAGUGUGAAGUUUUAUUCUAAUCACGACACGCGUGUCAGCAUAUUAUCGACCGAGUACAAUAAACCUCGUUGCAUUUUAAAGACAUUUAUUUUAUUAUUUAUAGAUAUCUUCGUAAGAUAUUUUGUGAUACACUUUCGAAUAACGUGAAACUACAAUCAUAAGUAAUGGGCCAGUUUCUUUUGUAUUUUAGCAAACUGUGCAAGCGGUAGAUUUAUCUAAAUAUUCUUUCCAGGAUGACCUAUCGAGUGACUUCGGAAAUGUGCUAGUCACACUUUGUGCUUAAUCCUGCAGAAUGAAUUAUAUUUUUUUAUUAAAGUUAUUAUUUUUUAUACAAGUAACUGUAUGGCUUGGCAUGCUGUUUUGUAUAAACUGAGCUAACGUUACAAAGUACAAUGUAAUGAUUUGCAGGACGAUACGAAAGGCGACUACAAACGCGUGUUACUCACUCUAGUGUCGUAACAAAGUGAACGCAUAAUACUUCGCGAUGAAAUCCUACUGGAUACAGUUCCGUAAAGUUCCAUUACUACUUAAUACUGCCUAUACAUUGUAUAACUGUUGAGAUGUUAUAGAAAUUAAAGCUUGAUAUUUUUGUGAAAAAUGAGAUAUUUAUUGGUGCUGUAGUUUCGUUUACAAUAUACACAUAUUUACAUUUAAUAAUUAAUUAAACUACUAUGUAUGUUC